AUGGUCGAUCGGAAGCAAAGGAGCGCGUUCAUCGCUGAUAUAAUAAAACAAAAUAAAUUUCACAUCUCGGACUUUUACUAUGCCGUCCAGAUAAGCAUUUGCUUGCUGAAGCCGAUCGGUGCCUGGCCGUUGCGACAACAAGCUACCAAGGUAGAAAUUAUCGUUCACGGUUUAUCAAUCGCCGUUGCCACGUUCCUUCAGUUCUUCGCGGUCGCCUCGUGGAUUGCAUGUAUAAUUACCACGAAUUGGAGCUUUUAUGAGAUUCUCAGAACCGCGUGUCCGCUGAUAUUUACAAUUACCGUUUUUCUGAGAUACCUGCUGUUGCUGUCCCAUCAACACGAGAUCAAAUCGUGCAUCGAUCGUAUUGCCGAAGACUGGCGUAACGUGACGAUAGCCGAGGAUCGCAAGAUCAUGUUAGCUAACGCCAAGUCGGGACGUUUCUUUGGCAUCAUCUCCGUGGCGUUCAUGUUCGGCAGCGGUCUACCUUAUACCUGCAUGCCUUUAAUGUUACCGCCCAUCGUUACGGAAGACAACGUGACGAUUAGAUCGUUUCCCAAUCCCUGUGAGCUGAUCUUUUUGGACGUCCAGGUCAGCCCAGUUUACGAAAUCACAUAUGCAUUGGUAGCUUUAUCGUGUUUCACUGCGUAUACCGUAUUCUGCGGCAUUUGUAGCUUAACAGCUAAAUUCGUUACUCACAUAUGCGGCCAAUGCGAGAUCCUGAUGUAUAUUUUCGACGAAUUGGUGGACGGUGGUGAUCGAAAUUGUGGUACCGUCGACCAAAGGAUCAGUACCGCUAUAAGACAUCAUCUUCGAAUACUCAAAUUUGUUUCUGACAUAGAUAAGGUAUUGAACGAGAUAUGUUUAGCGGAAUUUAUAAAUGCUUCGUGUAAUAUGUGUUUACUUGGUUACUACGUUAUCAUGGAUUGGAAUACCCAGGAAUCGAUGCUACCAAUUUUCGUGUAUUUUGUCGCCUUUAUAUCAAUUACGUUUAACAUAUACAUAUUUUGCUACAUCGGCGAACGGCUCGUAGAUCGAUGUCAAAAAGUAGGCAUUAAGUGUUACAUGAUUGAAUGGUAUCGUUUACCACAGAAUAAGGCGCGUAACUUGAUGUUCCCAAUUAUUAUGUCAAAUUAUCCGGUUGAGCUUACUGCCGGAAAAAUGGUGAAGCUAACUAUGAGUAGUUUUUCUAAUAUUUUAAAAACGUCAAUGGCAUACCUUAACUUACUUCGUGAAGUUUCCUCGCGAGAUAUUAUGUAAAUAUACAAGAGCUGCCUUUUUGAUGAAAUAAUUAAGUAACAUAGAAGAUUGCGUGAAGAUUAUUAAUAUUUUCAGAAAUAUGUUUAAAUUAUAUUAUUCUUGCUGAAUAAUCUUAUACAGAUACUUUAAUAUCAGAUUGAAAUAUAUGAAAGUAAUGCAUAACA
Messenger RNA from Formica exsecta, 1421 nucleotides. RefSeq names its product odorant receptor 63a-like. The record is from RefSeq and is a predicted model, not a curated record. The transcript is spliced from 5 exons. Gene Ontology annotation, cellular component: plasma membrane. Gene Ontology annotation, biological process: sensory perception of smell; detection of chemical stimulus involved in sensory perception of smell. Gene Ontology annotation, molecular function: odorant binding; olfactory receptor activity. The coding region runs from base 1 to 1257 and encodes 418 amino acids. Lineage: Eukaryota; Metazoa; Arthropoda; Insecta; Hymenoptera; Formicidae.